Messenger RNA from Bacidia gigantensis, 1029 nucleotides. RefSeq lists its product as uncharacterized. NCBI's taxonomy places the organism in Eukaryota, Fungi, Ascomycota, Lecanoromycetes, Lecanorales, Ramalinaceae. Bases 1 to 1029 code for a protein of 342 amino acids. The record is from RefSeq and is a predicted model, not a curated record. The transcript has 5 exons.
AUGAAGUCUCGUAAUCUUAAUCAUCUCUGGCCAGUCGUUUUGUCGUUCGCGGUGAUCUGUAUCCUCUUACCGACAUAUACGGUAAUCCAGCGCAGCGAGCGUGUGGGAUGGAGCAAAACGAGAUCCAAUGCAAAUAUACCUACCGCCGCUACUGUUAACAAUGACUUCACCAAAGUCGGCAUCCCUUUCGGAGAUCCUUAUGAAGCGCUCAAGCUCUCAGAGAGCAAAUUAAGCAAGCGAGUAGGUUUCUGGGAGACUGCCAUCGCAAAUGGGAAGGCCAGAAUCGAGAGAAUGCAAGGACCAAGGACCCAAACUCAAUAUAGCCACUAUGAAGACCUUGCUGGCAAUGGUUGGACGUACGAAGACGAGAAGGAACCAUUCAUGGUGCAAGGAUAUAAUCAGAUAUACAAACAGCUGGGAAUCAAAAGUGAUUUCGACAAUCACAUUACUAACGCUCAAAGCCAAAGUUUUGGCAAUUGCAUGUUCCAAGAUCUGGCACCAACGGGAGGAACUUUCUACAACAUCUACAACCCUGCAGGGCGGAUGCUCAUGGGGUCCGACAAUGUCAGCCCAUACUCGAGGCUUCAGGGUCAGGCCAAUAUUACAAUCGGAACCAACACCAACGUUGCGUGGUGGCAGAGACUGCCAAAUUUGCAAAAGUGGUCCGACGUGGCUGGAAUUGUGUGGUCUCAUUUGGCAGGUGGCCAAGCUGGGUCGCUGAAAUACAUCUUUAAACAGGGAAUCAUCACUCCAGCCACUCAACGAAUCAUAAUUGAGGCCGCGGGACGGCAACCGAUGGUCGAACCAACCGGCAAUUUUGUUUUCGACAAGCCUUGGCCGGGUUACAAUUUUCUUUCCGGCUCGGACACUUUCGCGGCCCUGAUGAGCACUCCCCAUGGGAACGGGAUUGCCUUUCUACUAAUAUCUCAUCCGGAUCAAUUCGGCAGUAAGAUGAUUGAGAGUAUCACCAUAUUCACUAUCACCGGCCAAACACCCCCUUAUCACAUGCUGUUCACCCUUACAGAUUAG